Micropterus dolomieu (smallmouth bass) is the source of this 3696-nucleotide messenger RNA. RefSeq names its product protein phosphatase 1, regulatory subunit 12A (gene ppp1r12a). Gene Ontology annotation, molecular function: protein kinase binding; enzyme inhibitor activity; phosphatase regulator activity. Gene Ontology annotation, cellular component: A band; Z disc; cytoplasm. The record is from RefSeq and is a predicted model, not a curated record. The transcript is spliced from 27 exons. Gene Ontology annotation, biological process: signal transduction. NCBI's taxonomy places the organism in Eukaryota, Metazoa, Chordata, Actinopteri, Centrarchiformes, Centrarchidae. Bases 84 to 3215 code for a protein of 1043 amino acids.
ACGCCCCAGUGCGCUGUGGGAUAGUGGCACUAUAAAGUAUAUCCUCUCUCGGAGAAAGAUAAGAAGCCCGAGACAGGAGGGGGAUGAAGAUGGCGGACGCCAAGCAGAAGAGGAAUGAACAGUUAAAGCGCUGGCUGGGCUCGGAAACGGACCUGGAGCCUCCUAUUCUGAAAAAGAAGAAGACGAAGGUGAAGUUCGAUGAUGGCGCCGUGUUUCUGGCCGCCUGCUCAAGCGGCGAUACCGAGGAGGUGCUCCGAAUGCUUGACCGGGGCGCUGACAUCAACUACGCCAAUGUUGACGGUCUCACCGCCCUCCACCAGGCAUGCAUAGAUGACAAUGUUGACAUGGUGACUUUCCUGGUGGAGCAUGGAGCCAGCAUCAACCAGCCUGACAACGAGGGCUGGAUCCCCCUCCACGCUGCAGCCUCCUGCGGAUACCUAGACAUAGCAGAGUAUCUCAUCAGCCAGGGUGCCAAUGUAGGCGUUGUAAACAGCGAAGGUGAGACACCUCUGGACAUUGCUGAAGAGGAGGCAAUGGAGGAGCUCCUGCAGAAUGAGAUCAACAGACAAGGGGUGGAUAUCGAGGCAGCCCGGAAAGAGGAGGAGCGGGUGAUGCUGAGGGACGCCCGGCAGUGGCUCAACAGCGGCCAGAUCCAAGAUGUCCGGCACGCCAAGUCCGGAGGAACGUCACUUCAUGUAGCUGCUGCGAAGGGAUACGCAGAGGUUUUAAAGCUUUUAAUCCAAGCAGGGUAUGAUGUAAAUAUUAAGGACUAUGAUGGCUGGACUCCUCUACAUGCAGCAGCACACUGGGGCAAAGAGGAGGCAUGUAGGAUACUGGUGGAGAAUCUAUGUGACAUGGACCUCAUUAAUAAAAUGGGCCAGACAGCUUUGGAUGUAGCUGACGAAGAUGUUCUGGGAUACUUAGAAGAACUACAAAAGAAACAAAAGCUGCUGAUGAGUGUGGAGAAAGACGUUAAGAAAUCUCCUUUGAUUGAAACAACAACCACCGGGGAUAACAACCAGUCACUGAAACCACUCAAGAGCAAAGAAACACUGCUUCUGGAGCCAGAAAAGAGCGCCCCACGCAUAGACACCUUAGAACCGGAGAAGGUGGAUGAAGAAGAGGAUGGGAAGAAGGACGAAUCAAGCUGCUCCAGUGAGGAAGAGGAUGAUGAAGAUUCGGAGUCGGAGACUGAAGCAGACAAGAGCAAGCCUUCAGCAUCAGUGAGCAACAACACAACGCCCACCCCGACCACCGUCACCGUGUCAUCUCCAACUAGCCCAACCAACCAGGUGACGACCCCCACUUCACCGGUAAAGAAGGUCCCUCAGCCUGCUGGAAAGGCUUCAACUAAAGUGGAGGAUGAUAGGAAGGACGAAUCGCCAGCAUCGUGGCGGCUGGGUUUGAGGAAGACGGGCAGCUAUGGGGCUCUGGCAGAGAUCACAGCUACCAAGGAGGCUCAGAAGGAGAAAGACACGACUGGGGUGAUGCGCUCAGCCUCGAGCCCUCGCCUGUCGUCCUCCCUGGACAAUAAAGACAAAGAGAAGGAAAAAGAUAAAGGGACCCGGCUUGCCUAUGUGGCCCCUACCAUCCCCAGGAGACUGGCCAGUACUUCAGACAUUGAUGAGAAGGAAAACAGGGACUCUACUUCUCUGAUACGUAGUGGCUCAUACACUCGGCGACGCUGGGAUGACGACCUGAAGAACAGCGAAGGAAGCGCCUCCACCAACCGAACUCCCAGCUAUCAGCGCAGCACGUCCCAUACGCUAGCACUAGGGCGGAGCGGCAGCAUGCGGGACGUGCCAGCCAAGUCUUCGUCCACCUCCAGCUUGGACCCUAACAACAGUAAUACUAAACCCUGGCAGCCACCCUCCUCCCACUACCAGUCUUACAGCAUUUACCGCAGUGGCUCUUUCGGCAGAAGACAAGAGGACUUGAGUUCCUCAACCACCUCCCCCACGACCACCACCACCUCCUCAUCUGUUACCUCGCCUACAGGCCAUCGGGGCCUGCUCUCCAGCCUGGGCUCCUCCUCCACCCGCACUGGCUCCACCAGUCUCACCAGCAGGUACUGGUCAGAGGAGAGUGCAGAGAGGGAGAAGGAGAAGGAGUCUGCUGCGGUCAUCCCCACUAUAAACACUGGCUCUACUACGACCACCGCAUCUACCACUACCACUACCGCCAUAUCUACCACUGGCACUGGCACCGGCACCGGCUCUGAAAGACGCAGGUCAUACCUGACGCCAGUGCGAGACGAGGAGUCAGAGUCCCAGAGGAAAGCUCGCUCCAGACAGGCUCGACAGUCAAGGAGGUCCACCCAGGGUGUGACUCUAACUGACCUGCAAGAGGCUGAGAAAACGAUCGGAAGGAGUCGUACCCCAAAGACCUGGGAGGAAGAGAAGGAGGAGAAAGAGAAGCAGGACAAGGAGAAGCAACAGGAGGAAAAGAAGGAGAUGGAGACUAAGGAAGACGAUUACCGGUCGAAGUAUCGCAGCUUCGAAGAGCGCUACCGGCCUUCAUCUUCCUCCUCCGCCAUUUCUACAGUCAGCACAGCCUCCACCCCGUCCUACUCUAGCACCACAUUUUCCUCCAGUUCCAGCUCCCUCAACAGGCCCAACAGUCUGACGGGGAUCACCUCCUCCUAUAGCCGUUCCUCCAGGGAUACGGAAAAAGAAAUGGACAAAAAGGAGGAGGAGAAGGAGGGAGAGGACAAGUCUCAGCCCCGCUCCAUACGGGAUCGCAGGCGGCCCCGCGAGAAGAGACGCUCCACUGGGGUCUCCUUCUGGACCCAAGAUGGUGAUGAAAAUGACCCUGACCAGCUGUCCGACUCGGAGGAGGGCAGCACCAAAGGAGAGCCACAGAGCGACAGAUUGUCCAGGAAUGAGAGCACUUCAUCCUUAGAUCGCAAUGACACUCUUUUUAGCCGUGGCUAUGGUGAGAGUCGGAGGACAUACUCAAGCCGACUGGAUAGAGACGACACCACUGACUAUAAGAAGCUCUACGAGCAGAUCUUAGCUGAGAACGAGAAGUUGAAGGCCCAGUUACGUGACACAGACCUGGAGCUGGCAGACUUGAAGCUACAACUAGAGAAGGCCACGCAGAGGCAGGAACGCUAUGCCGACCGAUCACAGCUUGAGAUGGAGAAAAGGGUAACAAGCAGACCCCAAUAUCAUCUGGGUGGUGGAAAGAAGAGCUCUAGAAAGGAAGAUUUCUGAGAUGGAGGAGGAACUUAAGAUGCUCCCAGACUUGAAAGCAGACAACCAGAGACUAAAGGACGAGAACGGAGCACUCAUUCGAGUCAUUAGCAAGCUUUCCAAGUAGAACAGACCCUCCCCGCCCCGUCUUCUGCACCCCCUAGUCCCCCAUGGCAGUGACUAAUGGAAUUGCACAUUUAGAUAUUAAUUGCAACAGACAUCAGAGACAAGACUCCUUCUUUCUUUUUUUUUCCUCCCCAACUCUGUCUCCCUUUUGCUCCUCCACCACUGCAGCAUCUAUCCAUCCAUCCAUCCAUCUGCCCCCUUGUGCCACCUCCUCGACUAUAAUCCACCCGAUUGUGUGGCUGCUGUCCUGAUAGAACCGCUGAGUUUACAGAGCAAAAGGAAAAAGGGUUGUGUGAUCAGCAUGUAAAAGCAUUGUGGGCGGGGAAGCCUGAAAACUAUUUAACCAAUAAGCCUUAGUUGUACAUAAAGAGAAAAA